Messenger RNA from Guillardia theta CCMP2712, 180 nucleotides. RefSeq lists its product as hypothetical. NCBI's taxonomy places the organism in Eukaryota, Cryptophyceae, Pyrenomonadales, Geminigeraceae. The annotation marks the transcript as partial. Gene Ontology annotation, molecular function: acyltransferase activity, transferring groups other than amino-acyl groups. The record is from RefSeq and is a predicted model, not a curated record. The transcript has a single exon.
CCGCUGCUGUCCAACCUGGCUGUAGCGCAGGAGCACCGGGGGAAGGGAGUGGGGAAGGAGCUGAUCAGGGAGUGCGAGGCUGAGGUGGUAAGGAUGGGGUUCACGGAGCUGCUGCUCAAGGUGGACCAUACCAACGAAGGGGCGUACAGGCUCUACCGAAGGCUCGGGUAUGAGGAGAUG